AUGGAGUAAAAUCUGUCUGUGUAAGCUAUCCUCUCCUCUUAACCAGACCACCAGCCAUACCAUAUUCUUAAUACUUUGUAUGAUCAAAGCUGAAUUCACAGCCAAUAAUAAUAAUAAAAUUAAGUUAUAAGGCAGGCAGGGAGGCAUGAAUCACACGCUCUUAAACUACAAGCCCGUUUCCUCCUAUUAUCCGAAUAUGGUGGGUGCCACCGUGAACAAGAAGAUCUUGAUCAACAAGUCCAAAACCAACGACCUUCACACCACAUGGAAAAUAACAAAGGCUGGUUGUUGCAAGGUCCGAUGUGAAGCUGAUCAUCAGCAAUCUAUGGAAGGUGUCGUCCGGUCGUCAACAGCAGCAAAUUACGUUCCUUUAUCACCUAUUAGCUUCUUGGAGCGAGCCGCCCAGGUUUACAGAGACCGCCUCUCCGUGGUUUAUGGGCCCAAUAUUAAGUACACAUGGGAGGAAACCUACCGUAGGUGUCUCAACCUUGCCUCUGCUCUCAACCGCUUGGGGGUUUCUCGCGGCCACGUUGUAGCCACACUAGCACCAAACAUCCCUGCAAUGGUAGAGCUUCAUUUCGCAAUCCCCAUGGCUGGAGCCAUUAUCUGCCCUCUUAACACACGCCUCAAUCCCAACAUGCUCUCAACCAUUCUCCAACACUCGGAAGCCAAGAUCAUCUUUGUUGACUACCAACUACUUCAACUUGCCAAGGAAGCAAUCCAUCUUCUUAAAGAAUCAACAUCCCUCCCGCCUCUUCUUGUCACUAUACCCGAACCUGGCUCUGGCUCUGGGUAUGAAUAUGAAAAUGAAUACGAAUACGAGAGUCUUGUGACGAGUGGGGCUGAUUCUGAGUUUUCUAUAAUUCGACCGCAUGAUGAAUGCGAUCCUAUUAGUUUAAACUACACAUCAGGAACCACGUCAAAGCCAAAAGGGGUCCUUUACAAUCACCGGGGCGCUUAUCUCAACUCACUUGCAUGUGUGUUCAUGCUGGGCAUGGGAGAGAUGCCUACAUACCUUUGGGCAGUGCCUAUGUUUCACUGCAAUGGAUGGUGCUUGCCAUGGGGGGUCGCAGUAGUUGGUGGGACCAAUGUCUGCCUACGCCGUGUCGAUCCUGAGCAUAUCUUUGACAAUAUAGUCCUUCAUAAGGUCACACAUAUGGGUGGAGCUCCAACCGUCUUGAACAUGAUUGCAAAUGCUUACCGGAAACUUCCACACAAGGUUGAGAUCAUGACCGCAGGCGCACCACCACCUGCCACGGUUAUUUCCAAGAUAGAGGAACUAGGGUUCCGUGUGUCUCACGCUUACGGGCUCACCGAAACGUACGGCUUAGGAACAUGGUGUUUGUGGAAACCUGAGUGGGAUUCGCUGGCGACGGAAGAAAAAGGAAGACUUAAAGCACGACAGGGAGUCAAACACUUUGGAGUGGAGGACGUAGAUGUAAAAGACCCGACUACAAUGGAGAGUGUAAAACAUGACGGCAAAUCAAUAGGGGAGAUUAUGCUAAGGGGUAAUACGAUCAUGAGCGGGUACUUGAAGGAUCCCAGGGCGACAGAAGAGGCUUUUGCAGGAGGCUGGUUUAGAAGCGGGGAUCUUGGGGUGAGGCAUGAAGACGGGUAUAUAGAGGUCAAAGAUCGGCUAAAAGACAUUGUGAUAUCUGGGGGUGAAAAUAUAUCGACCAUCGAGGUAGAAUCUGUGAUAUAUAGACAUAAAGGGGUUCUGGAAGUGGCGGUUGUGGGGCGGCCGGAUGAUCAUUGGGGGCAGACACCGUGUGCAUUUGUCAAGUUGAAACAAGGUGUUGAGGUUGAUGCUCAAGAAAUUAUUGACUACUGCCGAGAUCAUAUGCCACAUUAUAUGGCGCCUCGGACUGUCAUAUUUCAAGAUUUGCCAAGAAAUUCAACCGGUAAGAUAGAGAAGUCUGUGUUGAGAGAAAAGGCAAAAAAACUAUGAUAACCGAUGAAAGCGUUACAAGUGCAAUUUUUCU
Helianthus annuus (common sunflower) is the source of this 1982-nucleotide messenger RNA. RefSeq names its product probable acyl-activating enzyme 1, peroxisomal. The coding region runs from base 146 to 1948 and encodes 600 amino acids. The transcript has 4 exons. NCBI's taxonomy places the organism in Eukaryota, Viridiplantae, Streptophyta, Magnoliopsida, Asterales, Asteraceae. The record is from RefSeq and is a predicted model, not a curated record.